This is a messenger RNA of Trematosphaeria pertusa, 949 nucleotides long. RefSeq lists its product as uncharacterized. NCBI's taxonomy places the organism in Eukaryota, Fungi, Ascomycota, Dothideomycetes, Pleosporales, Trematosphaeriaceae. The transcript has a single exon. Bases 181 to 666 code for a protein of 161 amino acids. The record is from RefSeq and is a predicted model, not a curated record.
CUGUCAGGAACGGUCGGGGCUUUGCUGGCACGGCCGCACAGGGAGCGCGACCGAGGGAGAUGGUUGGGCUGUGGGGUCGGGCACCAACAGAGCCCACUGUAUUAGACUUGCCCUCUUUGUAGCAUAUAGAAUCUUAGAUGCUUGAGCACAAUUGGCCGUCGCGGAAUGGCAUAGCUGGAGAUGGUGUGGUGUGUUGGCUCGGACGCGACCUCCUGCCUUGUGUCACAUGGAGGCGCGGCUGCUCUUGCCGAACAGAACAGGCAGGGAUUGCGGCACUAUCUCGCCUCACCCUUCCACCUCCUCUCCAACACACACGCCCUCGCACCCUUGCGGACAGCCUCACAUAUGGCCGCGGCCUCCACCACGGUUGCUUUUGCCCGGAUCAGGGCGUCGAAUGGGCAUCGCCGGCAGCCAUGCUGGAGGGCGGCGCGAGUCAGCGAGUCAGUCACGAUGUCUGAGAUGGUGGCUUGUUUCGGGCAUUUCUGGCGAAAGAGAAGAAAACCCAGGUACCAAAGCCGUGGGAGACGAUCGACCCGGAAGGCAGCAUGCCAAUGGCCGCCCUCGAUUCAUCACAUCUCGUCACUUUGCAGCGCGGGCGAUGGCGCGGGGCGGCUGCGUUAUGUGCCUCGCCUGAUGCGGACGUCGAUCAUAUCGAUGGCGUUAUAGCUGCAGCAUCUCGCUCGACAUGGGGAUAAGAAUCGAUACACCCGUCAGCUGCACGAGGAAUCCAGUCCGCGAGUCUUCGCUCCUACUCGCCUUGCCACCAUGCUUUUCACGGGGUGGAUGGGUCGCCAGGACUCUGUCCCGCGCGCCCCCCCCUUCUGCCACACCUCGCAUCCAAUAGGUACGAAAGGGUCAGCGCGGCUUACGGCUCAUUCCAGGACUCUCAUCAUGCGUGUUUGCUCCUUUCAAGCUGAAGCCGCUAUCGCGCCACCCCGACGCCGGGAUC